AUGGUUAUAUGGAAAGAACUUGUGUUUUUGAUCCACUCUCUUCUCACAGCUUUUGAGGCACUAAUCUUAACAUCAAGAAUUAGUUUACGUCCAUUCAGAGAGACGGACAUUGAUGAUGUGUUGUUAUGGGCAGGAUCAUCAGGUAAUGACAAGACUCGAGCAGAUAUAGGUUUUGCGAUUACAUUUGAGUAUUGGGGGCACGGGAUUGCUAUUACUGUACUCAAAAUGGCAAUCCCUCGAGUAUUCAAUGACUUUCCUGGAAUAGUAAAGCUUCACGCUUUUGCUAUUUUGGACAACAGGGCUUCUCAUAGGGUUUUAGAGAAGGCUGGGUUUAUCUACCAGGGUUCAGUAACUAUGCAUGGCAAUUUCAAGAAAAAUGUAAAUGUGAGGGAUUUUGUAAUUUAUACUUUACUAUCCACAGAUUACAUUCCUCAAAGUUCAUGA
This is a messenger RNA of Capsicum annuum, 444 nucleotides long. RefSeq lists its product as uncharacterized. Lineage: Eukaryota; Viridiplantae; Streptophyta; Magnoliopsida; Solanales; Solanaceae. Bases 1 to 444 code for a protein of 147 amino acids. The transcript is spliced from 3 exons. Gene Ontology annotation, molecular function: acyltransferase activity, transferring groups other than amino-acyl groups. The record is from RefSeq and is a predicted model, not a curated record.